UGACGUUUGUGUAUCAAAGUCCAAACUGCAGUUGAAUGAGUGGAUCAACAUGGAGCAACAGAAGAAGAUUCUGUGUGUGGGCCUGGUUUGUCUGGACAUCAUCAACGUGGUCGACAAAUACCCCGAAGAAGACACAGACAGCAGGUGUUUGUCACAGCGUUGGCAGCGAGGAGGAAACGCUUCAAACUCCUGCACAGUGCUGUCACUUCUUGGAGCUCCCUGCGCCUUCAUGGGCUCACUGUCUGCUGGACCUGUGGCCAAUUUCAUCAUGGCCGACUUUGCACAGCGUGCGGUCGAUGUGUCAGCGGUGGUCUGGCACUUCGAAGGUCAAACUCCAUGUGCAUGUUGUGUGGUUUGUCCCUCCAGCGGAUCUCGAACUGUUGUUCUCUCCGACAUGAACCUUCCUGAUGUCACAGCAGAGGAUUUUUCUAAAGUCGACCUCCAUCAGUUCAAGUGGAUCCACUGGGAGGGCCGAAAUGCUGAGGAGCAGGUGAAGAUGAUCCAGCAGGUUGUCAUGUAUAACAGCAGGUUACCACAGCAACAGAAAAUCACCGUGUCUGUGGAGAUAGAGAAGACCAGAGAGCCGCUUUAUCAGCUGUUUCCUCACGGUGACGUGGUGUUUGUCAGUAAAGACGUCGCCCGUCACUUCGGCUUCCAGUCAGCUGAAGCUGCUCUGAGAGGACUCUACAGCCGGGUCAAACAGGGGGCUGUCCUGGUCUGUGCCUGGGCAGAAAAGGGAGCGGAUGCUUUGGGUCCUGAUGGUGUCAUCGUUCAUUCAGAUGCUUUUCCUCCUGAAUCUUUGGUCGAUACUCUCGGAGCCGGAGACACUUUCAAUGCCGCCGUCAUCUACACACUGUCCAAUGGCGGAAGUUUGCAGGACGCCCUGACCUUCGGCUGCAAAGUUGCUGGCAGGAAGUGUGGUUUCCAUGGUUACGAUGACAUCGGCAAACAUUUCACCAAGUGACCAGAGAGUUAAAACCUGGUUUGUUUCAGCUCCAAACUGUGACAGACUCCGACCACUGUUGCUCCAGUCCGAUUGGUGAUUUGUUUCAGCACUCAGAUUAUAGUAAUAUAUAAAUAAUUAUUUAAAAAAGAUUUAAAUAAUUAUCAGUUUGAGAAGUUAAGCUUAACAAAAAAACUGUGACAAAUCUGUUUAUCACAUCAACAUGUGAAAGCUGUUUACAAGUGUGAACUGAUUAUCAACUGAUAAUUAGCUGAUAGUUACCUGAGUUAACUACUUCCAGUUAGCUUAGUUUACUAAUAGCAAUUGAUCAUUAACUGAUAUAUUAACUGAUAUUACUUGAUAAUUAACUAUUAACAAGCUGCUAAUUUAAUGUUGAAUGACUGUUUACUUUGUGAUGCAGUGAGUUUGAAUGAAGGCAAAUGAUUUUGCUGUUGUAUUUUUUUUUUUUUUUUACCAUAUUAGAAUA
This is a messenger RNA of Seriola dumerili (greater amberjack), 1430 nucleotides long. It is a transcript of the gene khk, whose product is annotated as ketohexokinase. Gene Ontology annotation, molecular function: ketohexokinase activity. Gene Ontology annotation, biological process: fructose metabolic process. The record is from RefSeq and is a predicted model, not a curated record. The transcript is spliced from 8 exons. Bases 50 to 964 code for a protein of 304 amino acids. Lineage: Eukaryota; Metazoa; Chordata; Actinopteri; Carangiformes; Carangidae.